UUGAGAGGCGACGUAGCGCGCUGCAUACCAACACACACACACACACACGCACACACACGCACACACGCACACACACACUCCCACGGAGGAAGCAGCACCCACUAAAACACGUCCAUGUCAAGUUUUGACGCUUUUUUCUUUUUUUUUUCCCUCCCCAAGAACCUCCACCGGAGUGAGCACCAAACCGGGACCGCGGACUUGUUGUUUUUAUCUUCGCUGACGUUUUGCCAGCGACACAAACAACGCGUGGACUCCCCCUGCGUGGGAACAGGCGACAAGUGGACCGGGCUGAGGUUCGGCUGCGUUCACGUGUAAGAAAGAAGAUCCAUUUUGGGAAUAAUUACAAGAAGAAGAACUCCAUCCUCCUUCACCAUGGGCUGUCCCCUCUUGUGGAACACCUUGGCCGGCUUGGUCCUGGUCCUGGCGUGCAAAGGCUCCGGCGUCCGCGGAACGGCAGAAUUUGGGCAGCUGCCGGACAACAUCACUGUUUUAGAAGGAGAGAACGUCACUCUGAGGUGUCACAUCGACGAGGAGGUGACCCACAAGGCGUGGCUGAACCGCUCCAACAUCCUGUUCACGGGCAAGGACAAGUGGUCGCUGGACAAGCGCGUGACGCUGGUGAACAACAACAGCAGCGACUUCUCCAUCCACAUCCACAAGGUGCAGGUGAGCGACGAGGGGCCCUACACCUGCACCUUCCAAGCCAGCAACAAGCUCCGCAUCGCCCACGUCUACCUCAUUGUGCAAGUGCCGGCCAGGAUCAUCAACAUCUCCACGGACGUGUCGGUAAACGAAGGCGAGAACGUCAACCUCUUCUGCCUGGCGGUGGGUCGGCCCGAGCCCACCGUCACCUGGAAAGACCAGAAAUACGGUCUGGUGAGCGAAGGCGAGUUCCUGGACAUCACCGACAUCAAGAGGCAGCAGGCUGAGGACUACGAGUGCAUCACCCACAACGGCGUCGCUCCGCCCGACCAGCACAAGGUCAAGGUCACGGUCAACUACCCCCCCAUGAUCACAGACGUGAAGGACAUGCCGGCCCAUUUCGGAAAGAUGGCCAUCUUGCGCUGCGAGGCCAUGGCGGUCCCGCCGGCCUCCUUCGAGUGGUACCGGGAUGACCACAGGCCCGUGGAGCGCGACAGCAACCUGAAGAUCAAGAACGAGAAGACGCGCUCGCUGCUGGUGUUCAGCAACGUGACGGAGAAGCACUUUGGCAACUACACCUGCUUCGCCACCAACCGCCUGGGGGCCUCCAACGCCAGCAUGUUGCUCUACCGACCGGGGGCCAUUCAGGGUCUAGGAGUCGGUCUACAAGCAGGACUCGGCGUCUGGAUCUUCCUCUCCUGCGCUCUGCUGCUGGGGGUGUGAGGACCACCCCCACCAUGGAGGUGUGAGGACCACCCCCACCAUGGAGGUCCUCUAGCGCCCCCCCCUGCCAUGG
Messenger RNA from Nerophis lumbriciformis (worm pipefish), 1438 nucleotides. RefSeq names its product IgLON family member 5 (gene iglon5). The record is from RefSeq and is a predicted model, not a curated record. NCBI's taxonomy places the organism in Eukaryota, Metazoa, Chordata, Actinopteri, Syngnathiformes, Syngnathidae.